This is a messenger RNA of Naegleria lovaniensis, 276 nucleotides long. RefSeq lists its product as uncharacterized. NCBI's taxonomy places the organism in Eukaryota, Heterolobosea, Eutetramitea, Acrasida, Naegleriidae. Bases 1 to 276 code for a protein of 91 amino acids. The transcript has a single exon. The record is from RefSeq and is a predicted model, not a curated record.
AUGGUCAUGACUGCCAUCGAACAAGAUCCCACUUCAUUCGAUGGAGCUUCCGAAGAAUUGAGAAAUGAUUUUAAUUUUGUUCGAAUUUGUGUGAAGAAAAAUGCACUUGUUUUUAGAAAUGUUUCUCAAGCAUUAAGAUCAAAUAAGGAAAUUAUUUUAUGUGCAUUGGAUGCCUUAGAAAAAGAUUUUUCAUUAUUCGAAUAUAUCGUAGCAGAUUUAUGCCAUUUCUUGAUACUUGUUCUUACCCAUACAUCCCUUAAUGAGAUCAACUGGUAA